This is a messenger RNA of Naegleria gruberi, 1500 nucleotides long. RefSeq lists its product as uncharacterized. The transcript has a single exon. The coding region runs from base 1 to 1500 and encodes 499 amino acids. NCBI's taxonomy places the organism in Eukaryota, Heterolobosea, Eutetramitea, Acrasida, Naegleriidae. The record is from RefSeq and is a predicted model, not a curated record.
AUGUCUCCACAUCAUCUAUUAAUUCUGCUCUUGCUCAUUUUCUUGCUGGUUGGCAUUCAAAUCCAACACACAAACCAGCAGGAAAUUAAAUUUAUCAGAAAAUCAUCACUGAUACAUCAGGAAAUAUCAUCAGAUCAAUGGCAACUAUCUAUAGAUGAUGAUCAAGCCUAUUUAAUGGAAGAAACAGAUUGGACACUCUCCGAUCACUAUUUUACACAUUGUUGGAAUACCACUCGAUUGAUGAGAGAUGAUUUGUAUUAUGAUAGGAUGUUUACGAUGGGAGAGGAGAUUCCAUCUUCAUUCGGAUGUACUUCUAUUCGAUUACCAACUGUUUAUGAAUAUUAUCCAUAUAAUAGGAAAUCAAUUUAUAAUUCAGAAUUGAGAAAUAUUGGAUUGGAGGAUGAGGCAUUAUGUUCGAGAGUUGCUGAUUGGGAAAGAAAUUUAAAUGUGAGCUGUCAGACAUUAUUGUGUGAAAUGGAUGGGAAAAGUGAAGGAUAUUCAGAUUUGAAUGCAAUGAUUAGACAAAGAACUGAUUCAAAGACUAGAAUUGAAGAUUGGGUUAAUUAUUGUCAAUAUUGUAAAGUGGAUAAUUUGAGGAAAUAUAGGGAAGAAAAGAAAUGUAAUCCCAAAGAUGAAACUGCCAAUUUUUUAAUUAGAAAGUUUCCAAACUCUGCAUUCUUUUGUGGAUUUCACCAAUUUGGAAUACCCUUCAUUAUUAAUACGUCGAGAAUUGUUGAUUUAUCAGUGCCUCUGGAACAUACUGAUUUUUCAUUCAUUUGCUAUUGUAGAGAGAGUCAGGCCUUUCACUUUAAAUGUCCAGAUGUGACAACUGAAUUUGAGUUGAAAACUGAAUAUUUUGCAUUUUUACUCACAAUAUUUAACAGUGUUUCGAUAAUAUCUACGUUAGUAUUACCAAAAGGAUUUUCAAUGAUUAAGGAUCGCAAAAUUAAUUGGAACAUGUUGACAGCUAUUUUCAUGCUAAGUGCACAAUGUGUAUUUGCAGGAUUUUACUUGUACAAGAUCAUUUCUGAGGAGCAAUAUUCAAAGGGAAUUGUUUUUUUUGAGUGUGGAUUUGGUUUGGCAAAUUUUGCCCUUAUUUCAUGGCUAAUUGAAUUUCACAAAUUUAUUCAUUAUGUGAGAACGAAAGUAAUCUAUAAGAAAUCUCUGAUAAUAUUGCGAUUGGUGAUAUUUACAAGUUUAUCUCUCAUUAUAUUGUUACCAACACUUCUCAUUGCUAACUUGGUUCAAUUUAAAAAGAGAAAGAUUACAUUUAUAUUCCUCCAAUUUUAUUUUGGUUCAUUUGAAAUUGUAACAUUGAUUUCCUUAAUAGUGGGAUCAAUAAUUAUUUACAGAGCUAUGAAGCAAAUUUCAGAUAUCGAUAUUUGGAAAACAAAAGUAAGUUUCAACACAAGGAUAACUUGUUAUAUCAACACUAUUCCAACAGUUCUUAAAGUUUACAUUACUCGCUGGUCUACUUUUAUUGCUGAUAACAAUUUGUAA